AACCCUGUCAUGAUGGGCGGCGCGGCGCUUCUGCCCCAUUCCCAAUAUCUUCUCUCUCUCCCCACCACCACCUGUCGAACGCGGACCAAAUCAUCAAGAGCGAUUGAGGGUAUAGGAGGGGCAACAUUCAAACGAAUCAAAGGAAAGAUCGUAUGCUUUUGGUUUUUUUCCUCAAUCUCAGGGAGAGUUGGUUGCAGUUAGCCAAGGGCUGCUGGGAUCUUGAGGGCUGCUUUUCGUGCCCUCAAGAUGAGCUACGGGAGCAGCUCGCUUGCUUCUGGUGCUAAGACUGCUGCAAGGCCUUUUGAGUAUGGGAGGACCCAUGUGGUCAGACCCAAAGGAAGGCACCAGGCCACUAUAGUGUGGCUUCAUGGCCUAGGUGACAAUGGAGCGAGCUGGUCCCAACUCUUGGAGACCCUUCCUCUUCCCAAUUCACUUAUGCAGAUUAAGUGGAUAUGUCCAACAGCACCUACUCGACCUGUAGCAGUUUUUGGUGGAUUCCCUUGCACUGCAUGGUUUGAUGUUGGGGACCUAUCGGAAGAUGGACCUGAUGAUGUUGAGGGAAUGGAUGCUUCAGCUGCACAUGUUGCAAACCUAUUAUCAACAGAGCCUGCUGAUAUCAAGAUUGGUGUUGGUGGUUUUAGCAUGGGUGCUGCUACUGCACUCUAUUCUGCUACUUGUUUCGCUCAUGGAAAAUAUGGAAAUGGCAAUCCUUACCCUGUCAACUUAAGUGCAAUUGUUGGUCUAAGUGGCUGGCUUCCAUGUUCCAGGAGCUUGAAGAACAAGGUGGAAAGCUCUCAAGCAGCUGCAAGAAGAGCUGCCUCCUUGCCACUUUUGCUUUGUCAUGGAAGAGGGGAUGAAGUUGUGCUCUAUAAACAUGGAGAGAAAUCUGCUGAGGUGUUGAGAUCUACUAAUUUUCAGAGUUGUACUUUCAAAACUUACAAUGGGCUUGGUCACUACACAAUCCCUGAAGAGAUGGAAGAUGUAUGCAAGUGGCUUACCGCCACACUGGGGCUUGAUGGAUCUCGCUCCUAGUUGGAGUAUUCAGCUUUGAUUUUGGAUAAUAUUGUGGAGUGGGGAAAGCAAAGAUAUCCUAUAGCUGUAAUGAAUAGAUAAAAUUAUGGAUACUGUUAGAGAUGUGUUUGGGGCAUAUGAUAUAGCUGCAUUCGAUCAUCCUAGCGUCUUUUGGUCCGGCAUUUUAUUUACAAACUUUGUCCAUAUGCACACUCAUAAACAUUAUUAGUUGGAUGGCAUUGGUAUUGGUGUCUUUUGAACAUUGCAUAAUUCAGUUACCCUUUCUGAGAUUAGUGUAUGGAUUCAGAUUUUAGCUUUA
This is a messenger RNA of Phoenix dactylifera (date palm), 1330 nucleotides long. RefSeq lists its product as uncharacterized. Gene Ontology annotation, molecular function: hydrolase activity. NCBI's taxonomy places the organism in Eukaryota, Viridiplantae, Streptophyta, Magnoliopsida, Arecales, Arecaceae. The record is from RefSeq and is a predicted model, not a curated record.